Messenger RNA from Esox lucius (northern pike), 4346 nucleotides. Its product is annotated as rho GTPase-activating protein 6. The record is from RefSeq and is a predicted model, not a curated record. Lineage: Eukaryota; Metazoa; Chordata; Actinopteri; Esociformes; Esocidae. The transcript has 13 exons. The coding region runs from base 446 to 3193 and encodes 915 amino acids. Gene Ontology annotation, biological process: signal transduction.
GUAUUAUAUUAACAUUCAGUUAACUUUUAUUGUAGACUAUCCUAUGGAUAUGAAAUCACAAAGUGUACUUCCAUCCUAAGGCGCUUUCAAGUGUGUCGUUAGACCUACUGGAAGUAGAAAGUUUCGAGACGGGCGCACGCAUUACUCAGAGGGGCGAAGCUUGGUGACGCACAAGGGGCCAAUGUUGUGAAACUGUACCCCCAACCCUGUUCUGUAAAUUCUGAAAAGGAAGAACUAAAAAGAACAAUACUAGCGCGAAUAACUUGCCAGUGUCUUAUCGGUCGAAUAUCAGCUUUGUGUUUUGCGCGACAGGUAGCCAAUCAUCUUGCGUGAGAACGAAAUACAUGGGAUUAUGUUUAUUCAAGGUAACCGUCUAAUCUCUGAUUGCUUUAUUGAACUCGAUAGAGUAGCCUAGGCUGAUCUGUGAAACAUCAGGAAUACUGAUAUGUCAGCGCAAGGCUUGCUGAGCAGUGUUUUCCCAUGCUCCUCGCAAUCAUCCAAGACAAUGACAAAACGGAGUCUAAGACCGACCAGAAGUUUGGACCCAGCCUUGAUAAGGAACUAUGGGAUCGAAACGGAUGGGACUUCGGGUCAAGCGGAUCACCAAACCCCCCCUUAUUUAAAUUCAAAUCGUGGUGGGUACCUUCGAGCCUCUAACGAAUGCCUCUCUAAAUUGGACGCGCGCCUUACGGCGGGAACGAAACCGGGUCCGGCAGCAUCCUCAAGUCUAUCAAUAUAUUUGGAUAGUUCUGGACAUGUUGAAUACGAUUCAAAGGCCACUAAAAGAAGUACUGCCUGGGAUUUACCGUUUCUUGCCAAAAGCUCAGUCACUCCGACCGGAAGCUCAAGCACAUUAUUCUCACCUAGAAAGUGGCUUCAGAAGAAGCCAUCUCCGUCAUUCAUCCAGCAGUCGUACUCUGUGUGGAAGUACGAGGGUGACUUCACAUGGAACAGCAUGUCAGAGAGGAGCGUACGCCUGAUCCCGGUUCCCCUGCAGAGCCUCUCGGAGCUGGAGAGGGUCCGGCUGCAGGAGGUGGCCCUCACCAGGCUCCUCCAGGACUACGACCUGGGCUGUCAGAUCACCAUCCCCAAAGAUGGGCAGAAGCGUAAAAAGUCCCUCAGGAGGAAGUUGGAUUCACUGGCCAAAGAGAAGAGCAAAGACAAAGAGUUUCAGCCUCAGGCCUUCGGCAUACCACUGUCCCAGGUGAUCUCCAACGACCGUGCCCACAAACAGCGGCAGGAGGCCCACUUCCAGGCCCAGCGCGAGGAGCAGCGUGACCCCAGUGACUUGGUCUCCUCCCUCCUGCACCUCGCCCCGCGGAGGAGCACCAAGGACAAGGAGCUGUCAAGCAGCAACUCGUCCCUCAGCUCCGCCUCGGAGACGCCGAACGAGUCGCCGUCGCCCAACACCCCCGAGCCAGCACCGCGCUCACGCAGGAGGGGAGGACUGUCUGUGGACUGCAUCACAGACCUGGAUGACAACCAGUCCCAUCUCCUGGAGGCCCUGCAGCUCUCCCUGCCGGCCGAGACGCCGGGCAACAAGCAGAAGCAGAGUGACAAAAAGCACAGCCUGAACCCCAUCUAUCGCCAGGUCCCCCGGGUGGUGGAGAGCUGCUGUGUACACCUGGAGAAAUACGGGCUGCAGACCGUGGGCGUCUUCCGUGUGGGGAGUUCCAAGAAAAGGGUGCGCCAGCUGCGAGAGGAGUAUGACCAGGGCUGGGAGAUCCAGCUGGACGAGGAGCACAGCGUUCACGACGUCGCCGCGCUGCUCAAGGAGUUCCUGAGAGACAUGCCAGACCCCCUGCUGACCAGAGAGCUCUACACAGCCUUCAUCAACACCAUGCAGUUGGACCGUUCUGACCAGGAGAGCUCCAUGCAGCUGCUGAUGUACCUGCUCCCACCAUGCAAUAGUGACACCCUGCAACGCCUCCUGGAGUUCCUGGCCAUGGUGGCCGCCCACGCAGACGACAGACAGAACCAGGAUGGACAGGAGGUUACAGGGAACAAAAUGACGCCUCUCAAUCUGGCCACGGUCUUCGGGCCCAACCUCCUGCAUAAGCAGAAGAGCUCAGACAAGGAGUUUGCUGUCCAGAGUUUUGCACGCGCUGAGGAGAGUACAGCCAUCAUAGAAGUGGUACAGAGGAUGAUCACCACCCAGGAGACCCUCUUUAUGGUGCCUCCUGACCUGCAGAAUGAAGUUCUGAUUAGUCUUCUGGAGACAGACCCUGAUGUGGUGGACUACUUGCUGCGCAGGAAGGCUUCUCAGUCCUAUGGUCCAGGAGUGUCGCGGAACAGGGGUCCCAUCUCUCUGACCGAGAGGCGUUGCUCCAGCGACUCCUACAAGGCCUCCAGCGGUGAGGUGUCCCCCUACGACAACAACUCCCCAGUGCUUUCUGAGCGUCUGCUCUCCCAGGCCCAGAACGACAGCAGUCCCCUCUCUGAUAGGUUCUUUCACCUACAAGUGGGCCAGGUCAAAGGUUGUCCCAGCAGCACCUGCCAAUCCGCAGACCAAGAUACACCUGAUGACAACUUCUGGGGGACCUGGGAUAUUACUCUGAACAAAGGGUUUCUGGAUCGCCGUAUCCUCGAAUCCAGCUAUUGCGGCUCAUCGGAGGGACUCGGCUGUCACCAAGGUAACAACAGCAAACCGCCUGUCAGACGAAGUUACACCUCAUUGGGUGUGCCUGAAUGCAGGCCACACCCCCCAGUGACUCGCAGCAGCAGUAGCCCUCUGGCGGAGAUAGGGCAGAAACAGCAAAGUCAACAACCAUUGUUACAACACCAACCACAGAGCCAAUCAGAGACCUGCAGCUCAGAGGACCUAGCAUCAAGGGGCGGAGUCUCCCAGAACGCCAGUCCCUCGGUUCAAGACAAGCCGGGCAGCAGGGUGGAUGGAUGGCCUCCCCUUCUCCACCCUGGCCCCUUCAGAGGGACCCCCCGAGAAUAUUCCCAGUCCACGCCUACCCUCACCAUGUCUACUCCUCAGACCAGGGGGCUGACACCCCAGAGCCCCCGACAGCCGCCCCAGGGCCACAGUAGCCCCAGGCCCCAGACUGAGGCACGUACGAACCCAUCCCCUGGUCCUCCGGAAGGGAAGGUGUCAGGGGGUCCCGAAUGGCAGAGCGAGAGGUGGCAGAUUUGGCGGCUCCUGUCAGCCGACAACGCGGACACGCUGCCAGAGACUCUGGUGUGAAGAGACACCGUUCCCUCGAGCGGAUGACGGGGAAGGCGGAGGGAGGAGUGUGCUAAGUUGUGUUGUGAACUGCCACUGUGAGGACCGCUGUGUUUGUCUGCUAAUGGGGGCGGUUUUACUGUCUUGAUGUGGGUCUUCACAUUUCAGAAGGUCCGACAUUUUACCACUGAGACAUGCAGUACCUCAGCAGGAAGACAACACAGAGCCAAGGUUAUCUGAGCGUUUCUUUGGUCACACUAACGUCCUUCUUUUUAUGCUGUCUUGGUAUAUACUGUAUAUGUAUACAGGAUAUACGUAUAUAGAGGUGUAUAUAUGUAUAUAUUGAAAAAUAUAUGCUUUUUAAUUCAAUUAAUGGUGGUGCAAGGAUGAAUCUGAAUGCAUUUUAAGUCUUGGUACUACAAAGUUUUCUGUUUUUUGUUAUAAGAUUUUCUUAUAUCAACCACAAAUUUCAGAGUGAAAAAAUAUAUCAAAUGAUUUUUGUUGUUGCAAUCUGUCUCUUAACAAAAAAAUAUUUGUACUAUUGACAUUGCACUUAACAUUGCUGUUUUGGUCACCAGUUUUAAAACACAUUCUCAUGUUACCCGACCUUUUGAUUCUAAUGGUCAUCCAUUCAAUCCGCGUACCUUUAUUCAUGAUGAGCAAAUUUAACUGGAAGAUACAGAACAUUAUGAAUGUAAUUCCACAACAUGCAAUAUUGGAAAAAGACUCGUCACCAAGUAUGUAUUAGAACGGCACUGUUAUGAAAUAUACCUAAUGGUUUCGUCGUACUCUGCUCCCCUCCUAUUUAUCUGUGUCUCACAUAGGAAAUGUAGGUACUUUUUGUUUGGUUGUGUUGCUGUCGUUGGGUUAUUUGCUUAGCUAAUGUGUUCUGUCUUGAGCCAACACUGUUACUGUUCAAUAACCACUGUCUUGGAUGCGAGGUGGAUAGCAACACAAUCCCAAUUACCACAUUGACAUAACAUUGAAUUACAAAUGCUAGUGUUUUUGGUUCAUUGUGCAACAUCAGUAUUGAUAUAGUUUUCAUGUAACCACGCUGCUUUCACUCUGUAUAUUGCCAGCUCCAUUUCUUCUUUGUGCUUCUUGUAUUACUGCACGGUGGUUUGGAUCUUUUUAUGAUUGCCAUGAUGGAAUAAAUGUGACAUUGGUAAUUUUA